Papilio xuthus (Asian swallowtail) is the source of this 365-nucleotide messenger RNA. RefSeq lists its product as uncharacterized. Lineage: Eukaryota; Metazoa; Arthropoda; Insecta; Lepidoptera; Papilionidae. The transcript has 2 exons. Bases 1 to 318 code for a protein of 105 amino acids. The record is from RefSeq and is a predicted model, not a curated record.
AUGGAUUUUAAACCAGUCUUGUUGUUGACUGCAUCGUUAUGCUUCGUAUUAAGUCAAAGACCUCCUUACGCUGGGAAACAUCCGAUUGGUUAUCCGGAAGUAGAAAAAACAUCUGAGCAAUAUGGCGGAACAACCGAAUUUCCUUUAGAGAGGUUACCUCUCGAAGCUCGCGGGGACAUAAACCUAGUGAAACGUUUAGUUCAAUUACCUAUAGAUCAACAACCAUUCUGGCUUAUCAACUGGCAAGCAUUGGAAUGGUACAGGCAGCAUCCACGAACAUAUCCCAUACGAGAGAAUUCAUUCCUCAAAGACCCAUAACUAAUUAAAAGAAAAAUUCUUGUCUUCUUCCAAAAAAAAAAAAACUG